Phyllopteryx taeniolatus (common seadragon) is the source of this 1530-nucleotide messenger RNA. RefSeq names its product transmembrane protein 254 (gene tmem254). The coding region runs from base 818 to 1150 and encodes 110 amino acids. The record is from RefSeq and is a predicted model, not a curated record. The transcript has 4 exons. Lineage: Eukaryota; Metazoa; Chordata; Actinopteri; Syngnathiformes; Syngnathidae.
ACAUUACAACAUGUUUGGCUGCUGUAUGCCAUCCGUGCAUGGUUUUAAUCAGCCUUCCCAAACUUUUAUGGUUAAUAUGGGGUCGCUGAUUGUCACAGUCAAAAGCUCUAAGCUACUUUAUUUGUCAUCAAGCAGGCAAACAUGUUAUGACAACGGCACCAGGGGAGGAAUCACAUUUCUAACUUGUUCUCAAGCUGAAAAAGUCUCUGGGACUGGAUCGUCUAAAUUGGUCUGUAAAUUCCUACAGAAAGGCUUUUUCGCAGAACACUACAAAAGCUCAUACCGUACCUGGAUACGGGAUUCUGGAAGGCCUGUCGUCUGAGACAGGCUCUCUCUGAGGCUGAUGCCAGGGUAUGGGUCAGUCUCAAAAGUGACACGCAGGAGCUCUACGUGCUCUUUGGAAAAGCUGGUCCUCUUCCUGCGGCUGGCGCUGCGAGAAGAGGCGCCACUGGAGGCCGGGGGUCUGGCAUCAUCUUAGACGACGGGGGAAAUAAGGGCAGGUUGUACAUCAGACAAGCUCCAAAACAAACCUCCACGUGUCCUACAUUUCCGGACCAUUCACAUUAUGAACACAUAAAGAACAUAUCUACUGUAAAAGGUUGGCAAAUCACUGAAAUGUCAGCAGAAAGAAUGGAAUGUUUGCAGUUUUAGGAUGCAUUAAAAAAAGUAAAUAAUUUGCUAGCUGUUAAGGUGGCAAGCAAGUCUUGACAUCCAAAUAUGAAAAUCUGAGACGCAUGCACAAAAAUAAACAGUGUCAGUGUACUGUACUGUGAUUGCACUUACCAUUACUAGAGUCCUUCCACAUGGCAGCACUGAAAUGAAGGUCUGGACACGAACGGAUUUCGAACGGACCUCCGAUGUGACAGAGUGCAUUGUGUUUGCACCCGAAAUAAUUCCAUACCAUCUCCUGGGGCCAUUUGGUACCUUCUGCAGAUAUCUCGUUGACAACCAUGCUGGCGGCUUGUACAAAGGGUGGUGGGCGACCUGGGCAAUCCAUGUAGUUGAGGCCAUAGUCUCCUUGAAAAUGUGCAGCAACAAAGGCAUCACCAUGCCCACCAGCUGCUUGUGGUUCUUCCAGACCUUCGUGUUCGGCUUCGCCUCUCUCGGCCUGCUCAUCCGAUACAACCCAGAGAGGCCCAAACAGCACUGAUGCCGUCGCAAAAAGCGAGCUGAGAACAUGCUGUAGCCUAGGAACCUGACACUAGUGCCUUUUCUUCAUCAAUGUUUCCUCAAACUUUAAAAUAUUGAAGUGAAGUAUUCCAUGUGAUAGACCUAAAUCCUGCGUUGCUGUGAUGACUUUCAUUGUAUAGAGUUUGUUUUUCCUGAAGAAAUAGUCAUUAAUACGCAAGAGGUAUUUUGGGAGAAAUACAUCCUGUUGCAAAUGUGGUACAAUUUUAUGACGUUUUAAUACAUUCAUGAUGUUUACAUUCCAGUGAUCAUGAUAAUCUUCCAGCUGCUGUGUUCUACUUAAAAAUGUUGCAAAUUGCUGUUCUUAACGCUAACAAUUGAAAUAAAAAUUGUGACAAACAG